This is a messenger RNA of Leptosia nina, 438 nucleotides long. The record is from the annotation of a GenBank genome assembly. NCBI's taxonomy places the organism in Eukaryota, Metazoa, Arthropoda, Insecta, Lepidoptera, Pieridae.
AUGUCCCCAUAUGACUCUCAAACUUACUUUGCAGGGAAUGAUACUUUCACACAUAAAACAAUAAAUCCGCUGCUAUCAAAAGUCGGAGAUUUCACCCCGUUCUACAUAGCUAUAGCGAUUAGUUCAGUAAUACUGGGAUUUAUACUCAUACUUAACUUUGUUUGUUGCUGUUCAAGAUAUUCUGAUUACUGGCUUGAUAGACACACAGGUAAUCGUUGGAUAGUCUCCAUCUGGUCUACCACACCUCACAAGCAGCCACCCCUUGAUUUCACUGAGCUCGAGAACGAAUUUGUACCUGUUCAAUACACUGCAUAUCAUCCGGAGGAGUAUCAGGAGGUCCAUAAACACGAUAUUGAAGUUGCCCCAUCAAUCUCAAGACAACCUCUCACCUCAUCCCACGAAUAUUUAGACCUGCAUAAAAGAGAAAGUGAUAUUUAA